AGUGGUGACAUCAUCACAGGGAUUUUUUCCGAUUUUCUAUAACUGUUAUCACUUGCUCUCCUUUAUCUCCCACAUUUGUGACAGUCAUUUUUCACUAUAUCAAACAUAAUCUCACACAUUUGUGUUUGUUAAAUCUUCCUCACUCCAUCUGUCAAACUCUUCAUUAAUAUGACGAACAGUUUUUAUGAAAGUUUGUUGGUUUGUUCUCCGUCAUCGGCGAAGAUGGACACGGGUGAAUCAGAGGAUGAAACAUAUUUGAUUCACUGUCCCUGUGGAGACAGUUGGGGUAUUUUAACACUAGGGGGCGACUGUGGUAAAACUACAGGGCAAAUGCACAGUUAAUGAAGCUUUCACAUUAUCAUGUAAGAACGUUUCAAUUUAACAUUAACUUUGAUUAGUGUAAUUAAAACAUUUAAAAUGCAAACAAUUUGACAAACUUUGAGAAAAUCUUUAUUAUUUUCACUUGAUUUGAAAACACUACAGAUGCUUUGUUUCAGUCAGUCCAGUUGUUAAAGAGUUGACUCGAGCUGAUUUUAAUUUUCUUCUUUCAGAAGCGUAAUAAUGACUUUUAUUGAUUUGUAUAUACUUUUUGUUAUAAUUUUCGUUCUUCUCUCGUCUGUCCAACAUCUUUCUUUCAUUCAGCUUGAGAGCAAUGCAUGAUAUUAUAGGCCAUCAUGAUCACUAACUAGACAAUAUAAAUAUAUAUAUAUAUAUUGUCUAGUUAGUGAUCAUCGGCUGUUCCACUUUCAUAACUUCCGGGUUGUGUCGGGGGUGCUCUGGAGUCAGUCUAGAACAUUGACUGUAAAAUAAGUGAAGCCAAAUCCAUCACCCUGGUGUCUGGCUGCUGUAUAGGUCAUACGCCCCUUCCUCCUCCACGUUAGAAGAUGGGACAUGGACCAAAGAUCAAUGUAGACGGUAAACAUUUUUUUCGUGCAGAAGCAGGUUUUAUUAAUAAUUUUAACUGUUUAGCUUUGUUCAUUUAAAUUCUUUGAGGACUACCGUGUGAGCGCCCACUAGAGGAACAGCAGGCAUAUUUGGUACAGCAACAUUAACAAGUGAAAAGGUUUCCCUAUUUGUCCAUGAUGCAUUGUGGGAUACUGAGUCUCUGUAGGUGUAAUAAUUCCCUGGAACAGCUCGACAGAGUAUGAAGCGUCGUUGUCGGCAACAGACUCUACUUAUCUCACUUCCUGUCUCCGCAGCUGUCAAUCAAACGGAUACUUCCUCAGCUUCUCCUCACUUGGACUCAGUCAGUCGUUCAGAGUCUUUCUCACCAUGCAGCUCGUCCUCCUCCUCUGUCUUCUGUCCCACGUCGCCAGGGUUACAGCUGUGGCAGGUUGCCACAGUGACAGGGACAAGGACCACCGGCCCAGGAUGAACUGCACAGCAGCCGGGUUCAGCGCCGUCCCGGCGGGAUUCGAACCCACGACCAAGGUUCUGUUGUUUCCUAGGAACCUGUUCUCCAGUGUGCCCUGGUCCUCCUUCAAGAUUUGUCCGGACAUCUAUGAGAUUGACCUCACAGGCAACCAGGUUCCAGAGGUGACACCCAGCGCCGCUCCCAUCCUGCCCACCCUCAGUGUUCUCCGACUGGGGUGGAACCACCUCGGGUCCAUUCCUGACGGCUCCUUCACCGCCUGUCCCGCUCUGACCGAACUCUACCUGGACAACAACAACAUUGACGCUCUGAGCAACCACUCCUUCUCUGGACUCAGUAAACUGGAGAUCCUGGAACUGUCGUCCAAUCAUAUCAAAGUGCUUCCCGAGCUCCUGCUCCACCCUGUUCCAGCCAUAGAGAUCCUGUGCCUGGAGAUCAACAAGAUCAAAGUGAUGCCGGACAAUUGGUUUAGCACGAAGGAGGAGGUGCCGUACCUCUAUCUCUCAGCCAAUCCCUGGGUCUGCUCCUGUGACAUUGGUUAUUUGCACGGAUACAUUGAUGAAUAUGCCAACGUCUACGUCCGCGAUGGUAUAGAUAUCACUCCGGAACCAGAAAGUGUUAUAUGUGAUUCUCCCCAGAGGCUCAAAGGUCAACCACUGAUGAGUCUUAAUGAGUCUGAUUGGUGUCCGACUGGUGAGGACGAAGUAACCGACUCUCUUUCCGGGUUCCAUGAUGCUCCCUCGACUGUUACCAGCGUUUCCUCUUCUCCUGCUACUACUAUCACUGCUACUACUAUCACUGCUGCUGCUACUGUCGAAACCACUGUGGUCACGUUACAACUCCACACAGUGUACCACAGAGUAGUCACAUCGUCCUGGUACCAAACCUUCACCAGUUCUUUUGAGUGGUCGAGCAUUUUGGAGAAAGAUCCUGGAGUAAGGGAUUUAUCUAUUGGGUCACAUCUUCCUUCUGAAAGUCCUGCGAGCACGUCAACGGCUGCGCCCAUGAAAGCUCGGACAAUUGAAUCCGUUCCUUCAACUGUUACAUCAACAACUCCGAAACUGCAGCUAAUCACGGCCACCGCCCCCACUGAGGCGGCAAACACCCCAGUCUCCCCAUGGGUAUUCAACAGAGCUCCAGGUGGUGAACAUCGUGGUAGAAUUGGUGCUGUCGGAGCUGCAGGACUGUUCUGCUUCUGGCUUUUUGCAGUGUGCGUGCUGCUGUGCGUUGUGUCGGUGGUGUGCAUACUGGCAACUCUGGCGAGGUUGGUGGACUGGUACAGGAAGGUGUACAAGCCUCUGAAUGUGGCUCUGGCAAGACGGGGGGGAGGUGGUGAGGGAGUGAGGCUGUUAACGUACAACAGGAGGGAGGAGAAGGAGGUGGCAGGAGGAGGAGGAGCAGGAGGAGGAGGAGGAGGAGGAGGAGGAGGAGUGGUGGCACUGUAUCGCUCCGUUCUGUUUAUCCACAGGGAGGAAGAAAAAGCUGUGGAGAGGGAGGAGAGAGUGAGCGAAGGUGAGCGGGGAGGACGAGGAGGGAGGGAAAGACUCCUCGUCACUGUGGAGCCGACGGGAGAAGAAGUGAAGAGAGAGGAUGAAGGAGAGAGAGGAGCGAUGGAGGAGAAGGGGGUGUAUCGGCAGACUCUGUACCGUCUGUUGAGCAAAGAAGAGGCCAUAUCCGGAUGGAGGGAUGUGAUGGAGGAGUGUCGGGUCCCUGCAGAAGAUGGAGGUGCAGGGCCCUGGAUGUUGUGAUGGGAGUCGACCAGCAGGAUGCAGCAGAUGCUCACAUCAACACAACCACAGACUCUUCACUGAACAACAUGAAGAACAAUAAUUAGUUGCUUCAUGAUCACAAAUCAAAAUACAACACAGCCACAUAUUACAUAUCAAUUCUAUCAAGCUUUUAUUAAAAUAAAUUUAAAACACAACCUUCACUAGGAAGCAAAAAUCUGACUUUAAACUUAUCACAAAUAAUGUGACAUUAAAGAUGAGAUUCAUUAAUGUUCGAUAAGAUAAGAUAAUCCUGUAUUUGCUGUAUUAGGACAGUUAAAAAAAUAAAUUUGGCCGAGCAGGUGGAGUUGCUGCUAUUUU
Hippoglossus stenolepis (Pacific halibut) is the source of this 3459-nucleotide messenger RNA. Its product is annotated as platelet glycoprotein Ib alpha chain. Lineage: Eukaryota; Metazoa; Chordata; Actinopteri; Pleuronectiformes; Pleuronectidae. The coding region runs from base 1273 to 3120 and encodes 615 amino acids. The transcript has 7 exons. Gene Ontology annotation, molecular function: protein binding. The record is from RefSeq and is a predicted model, not a curated record.